Molecule: messenger RNA, 908 nt
Organism: Saprolegnia diclina VS20
Lineage: Eukaryota; Oomycota; Saprolegniomycetes; Saprolegniales; Saprolegniaceae
Exons: 2
Coding region: 1-732 (243 amino acids)
Molecular function (GO): hydrolase activity
Source: RefSeq, a predicted model, not a curated record
AUGACAACGAUGGCACCAAGUCGAGUGCUCCGGGUUGUGUGCAUCUCGGACACGCAUAGCAGGCACAACGACUUGGUCGUGCCGGACGGCGACAUCUUGAUCCACGCUGGCGACUUUACAAAGCGCGGAGGCCACGCCGAGAUCAAGGCCUUUGACGACUGGCUGGCCGCGCUGCCCCACCGCCACAAGGUUGUGGUUGCGGGCAACCACGAGCUGUCGCUCGAUGCGGCAUGGUACCCCACUGACUGGAAAAAGUGGCACAAAACCUUCCAGGACCCGAGCGUCUCGAAGCAGCUUUUGCGCCACUGCACAUAUUUGGAGAACCAAGUGCUGGAAGUCGAAGGCCUCCGCAUCUUUGGGUCGCCGUACAGCACGCUCAACCCCGGCGCCGUCAUGGCCUUCCAGGCGUUUCCCGGCUCGCACGCGCAGGGCAUUUGGGGCCAAGCUCCUGCGAACGUCGACAUUCUUGUGACACACGGACCGCCGCUUGGAAUCCGCGACCUGAGCGUGCGCGGCCACCGCUGCGGCGACGAAGACCUUUUGCACGACGUCCAGACGCGCAUUCUGCCCAAGUACCACGUCUUUGGCCACAUCCACGAGUGCUAUGGCUCCGAGACAAUUGGUCCCACGACCUUUAUCAACGCUGCUUCCUCCACGCUGCUCCGGCAGUGCACCAACGCACCGAUCGUCUUUGACAUUGCUCUCGCCUCAAAAGACGACGAAACAAUGUAAUUGCUACACAAAGGUACGUCUUUGCUUGUGCGGUUUGAUCCAUCUUCAAGGUCCAAAUUAUAAUACUUCGAGUUCUCUUUCUAUAUGAUUGUCUACAUCAAAAUGGAUUAAAACAACUGCCCAAAAGUGUGUAGACUAAAGAUUUCAUUGAUCACAAAGGACUCGUGUUUAUUGCU